Diatraea saccharalis (sugarcane borer) is the source of this 1398-nucleotide messenger RNA. The record is from the annotation of a GenBank genome assembly. Lineage: Eukaryota; Metazoa; Arthropoda; Insecta; Lepidoptera; Crambidae.
AUGAUUGUAGAAGUGAAGCCGAGUGGAGCUUCGGCCGUCGACCCGCGCACGCAACAGGACUAUAAGUUGUCUAGAGGUAGACGUUUAGUGCAAGCGGUACAUGAUGCUAACGGAAAUAAUGAAAGAAACGAAAACAUAUCAGCGAAAGAGAACAUUAACGACUAUCAGAAAUGUAUUCCCGAGGUACAACAAACACUCCCUGUUAUAGUGUUGACUGAAGAUUCUUGCUUUACGGAUUACGUUUCUCUAAAUUCGUUUAAUAUGGAAGAAGAACAUCUUCCCUCUACAGAUCAUAUAAUUCCACGUUGUGUGCCUUCUUCAGAACAAGAAGUUUUACCAAUACAACUGGAGUUCGCACACGAUACAAACUCCGAAAGCUCAAGGGAACAAAUCAUUUAUUUAGAAAAAACAAACGAUUCUCAGGAACCAAUCACGCUAACAAAUACUCAUGAUGAUGAACGCCCGCUGUCUUCAUCUCUUCUCAAAAACGAAUCCGAUAAGUUUAUAGAUCCCAAUAAUCACAACAUGAAUGAAGGAAGAAAACGGCGAAAGAAAGCCGACCCUAGCCAGUGGAAGAGGAAUAUUAACAAAAAAUUACGUAUGGAAGGGAAGGCGUACUUAGGAUUCAGAAAAGCCGGGUCUACAGUUAUUCAGGAUAUACCAAGGGACGAACGUAAAAUAAAACCAACUUGCAUGAGUACUGUUUGUGCUAACUCAAAGAAACGAAAUUGCCAAUAUUUCACCCAAGAACAGAGAGAAUCAAUAUACCAACGAUUUUGGGGCCUAACUUGGGGAGAGCGCAAAGCAUUUGUUUGUGGAUACGUGACUAAGAUUGCAAAAAAAACAAACACAACCGAUGGUGACUCGAGGCGUAAUUUUACGUUAAUUUAUAAUUUGAAUAAUGGGCAACAAAAUUAUCAAGUUUGUCGAGAUAUGUUCCUAAAUACUUUAGGAAUCGGCUACAGAAUGGUCCAAUCGUGGGUAAACGAUAGCUCUCAUGGAAUUCCAGCUACAAUAAAAAUCAAAGAUACUUCCGUUAAUAAUGUGGUGAGGUCACAGGAAGAUUUUUUAAGUAACUUUUUGGAUAGUUUACCAAAAAUGCCAUCUCAUUACAAUAGACAAAAUUCAUCAAAACUGUACCUGGAACCUGUUCUUCAGACUAUUAAAGAUGUUUAUAAACUUUAUUUAGUUAAAUGUAAUGAAACCGGACAACCAAGUUUUAGUCGCAAAAAGUUCAGCGAAGUUAUGAGCAGCAAAAAUAUUUCCUUGUUUAACGUCAAAAAAGAUAAAUGCAAUUUAUGUGCUAGCUAUGAAGCAAGAAAUUUAAAGGAAGAGUCUUGGAAAGAACACAUAGAGAAGAAAGAAAAAGCUAGAAAGGAAAAACGGGAAGAUAUAUAA